AGAGAAAGAGAGAGAGGAGGGGAGUCCGAUCCUCUAUCGGCGGACACUUUUACGAGGCGUCGAGGGAACCUCGUCUACGUCAACGGUGGCGACUUUGAGAGUUGUGUAGUGCCGGUGGUUUAGUAGUGUAAUAGUGUUUUCUCACAGUGCUUUGUUGUAUUUAAACAAUACCGAUAAAAUAUUGACUACAGCGAGACACUACUACAUACUAUUGCUGCUACUCCUACUACACUACUACUAUUGUUAUUAUUAUUAUUAUUAUUAUUAUUAUUAUUAUUAUUACUACUACUACUAUUACUAUUAUCAUUACUGCUACUAUUAGAACUACACGAAUAAGUGAGAGACACACAAUAAGAGAGUGUCAACGGAAACAGUGUUGUAUCGUCAAAAGGGGUGUUCUUCAACGUUCAAGAUUUUCUACGGAUAUAUACACGUCAAGUAUAUCAUAUUCUUUUGUGGACCUACCCUUGCCAUAUCACCCACCUCUUUCCACCACCAUCAUCACUACCACCACCUUCCUCUCCUCCUCCUCCUUCUACUCUUCACUCACCCUAGCCGAUACUCAUCUAUUAUUUCCUAUUUUUUUUUUCUUUUCUUUUUUUUUUUUUCUCUUUUACUCAUCUUUUUCUUCGACCCACAAUGGUGAUACCGGCUUUUACUACCAACUCUACUACUACUAUUACUACUACUACUACUACUGCUACUGCUACUACUACUACUACUAUUGCUGCCAUUGCUGUUGCUGCUGAUGUUGAUAUUCUUCUUUCCAUUUGCUAAAAUUUGACUCCUCCAUCUUCAUAAAGGAAAUAUUAUAUCCAGGGAUAUUAUCGUCUAGGAUCCAACCAGGACAGAGAGAAAGAGAGAGAGAGAGAGAGAGAAAGAAAGAGAAAGAAAGAGAGAUAUAUAUAUAUAUAUAAACUCACAGACGGAGAUAGAGAAAGAAAGAGAGCAAGAGAGAGAGAGAGAGAGAGAGAGGAGAUUUACAGAAAAAGAAAAAAGAAAAAGAAACAAAAAAUGAACGAAAUUGAUUCCUGAGAGAUUAAAAACCGUGGCUGGCGAAGGUAUUCCUUCCGAUAGGAAGGAAAGGAAAAAUAUAGAAAUUGAUAAUAAAGGAAUAAUAUCGAGGGACGAGAUUUUUAUCCUCGUUGGUGUGCGAUUUAGUGAUCGUAAGUGGAGUUAUUGUUUUUCAACGGGCCGACGAAGGUGGAAGGAGGAAGAGUGGCCGAGGACGAGCAGAAGAAGACGGAGAAAAAGAAGAAGAAGAAGAAAAAAGGGAAAAGGUGAAUGAGGAGAUUUAUAUUUUCGUUCUAACACGAGUAUGAUCGGCAUAGCUCGAAGAAAUUGGGCUUUGCGCCUAUCAGUGGUGCUCAACGUUUGCGUACUACUUUAUGUAUGCGCCCAUUUUGGUUCUUCUUCCGGUCCUUGGAUCGAAGAACCACCAACCAAUUGGGCUGCCGCAGCACCACCAGCUCCAGCUCCACCUGCUGUGGCACAAGCACCACGAUCAAGAAAUUCGAUUUUACCAGGGGAUGUUAUCCCUGCUAGUGGCAUUGCUGGUGGUGCUGCUGCUGGUGGAUCGUCAAUCGAUCGAUUUUCGAAUGAUACUCUGAUCCUUUCUUCUUCCUUUUCAUCUUCCUCCUCCUCAUCGUCUUCAUCUUCUUCUUCUUCUUCUUCUUCUUCUUCGUUAUUAUCACCUGUCCCACCCUCCUCAACGAACAAAAGAAACAAGAAGAAAGGUUUACUGAAUAAAAUGCUCGGAGGAAUCGUCACCAUGAAACCUACCUCGAAAGAGGCCAAGGUCGAAGUAUCCAACGAUACGAUUCGACGAGACGAUCGUGCUCGGAAUCGUACGAAAAACAUCAAUGGACCGGCACCGGCACCAAUACCAGAAGUACCAGUUGUCAGUCUGAAGGAAGCCAUAUCUUGCAACGAAAAAUCAUUAGAACCUAGAAGAGCCCAACGUGGCGAUUAUUGGGUUCUAUAUAAUUACGUACCUAUGAGUAUGAACGUGAAAUGUUGGGAAAGCGUAACAUAUACAACUCAUGCCGAUUACACCUUUCUGGACAACUUGGAACCAUUGUUGGAACGUUGGAGAGCACCGAUAUCGAUCGCGAUGCAUGCUCCUGGCACAGACUUUUCGGCGACAUUAGACGCGAUCAAAUAUUCGAGGAGUUGUGGUAGCCCAUUGGUUUUUCAACUGGUGACAUUUCAUGUCUUUUUCAGCAGUAAACACGUGCCAAAAUCGGUUCCACCAUCGGAAAAAGUUAUGUCCGAUACGUACAAUUGUACGUUGGGACCACCCUGGGUAAAUAUAACGCUUUCGAAAAUGUACAAAAACGAAAAGAAACUUCUUUAUCCCGUUAACGUUGGAAGAAAUAUAGCAAGGGAAUCAGCACCGACAUAUUAUGUUUUUGCAAGUGACAUAGAAUUAUAUCCAAGUCCAAACCUUCCGGAAAAGUUUCUUGAAAUGAUCCGUAGGAGAGAUCAACCGGCAUUGCAAAAAUCUAAUCCGAAGGUUUACGUCUUGUCCAUAUUCGAAGUUAACGAAAAGUAUCGACCACCGAACAAUAAAACUCAUUUGGUACAAAUGUUGAAAGCAGGAACAGCUAUUCCAUUUCAUAAGAAGCUUUGUUCCGGUUGUCACAACGUUCCACGUAGCAAGGAAUGGCAGGAAGCUCCUGAAACCGAAGGUCUUCAUGUAUUUCAUGUUGGAAAGCGUACAGGUAGCUUCGUUCAUUGGGAACCUAUUUUUAUAGGAACUAACGAAGAACCUUUGUACGACGAACGACUCAGUUGGGAAGGAAAAAGUGAUAAAAUGCCGCAGGGUUACGCUCUCUGUGUCCUUGAUUACGACUUUCUCAUUCUGGACAAUGCAUUCUUGGUUCAUCGUCCCGGUAUAAAGAUCUUCAAAAAGGAUCCUCAUCGUGAAAUGCUCACUGCUAAGACGAACGCAUUGAUCAAGAAAAUUAUCGUACCAGAAUUAAAAAUCUUAUAUGGUACAAGAAAAGGAUGUGCUGUCUAGCCAUUACCAUCACGAGCGUCUUAGCGCUCUAGACGGACAAAAACAAGUAAAUCAAUACUGACUAGCUCGCUAAUUUGAAAGAGCUACCAUUCGAUCUUAAUGUUUCUACGCCAAUAAUUCUAAACGCAAAUUAAGCGUGUUACUAAAGAUCGUCAUUCAAAAUGUUAAUAUGUUCCAUGAAUCGUGCCAAUUCAAUGAUAAAUUAUCAAAGAUCCAACAUCGUCGUUUUUCAUUAACGUUUCUCUAAGGUUUUUCUAAAGUCAAAAAUGUUGUGAUAAAGUGAAGAAGGAAAAAGAAUAUGCAAAUCGAUAGAGACAG
Messenger RNA from Vespa crabro (European hornet), 3340 nucleotides. Its product is annotated as beta-1,4-glucuronyltransferase 1. NCBI's taxonomy places the organism in Eukaryota, Metazoa, Arthropoda, Insecta, Hymenoptera, Vespidae. The record is from RefSeq and is a predicted model, not a curated record. Bases 1319 to 3022 code for a protein of 567 amino acids. The transcript has 7 exons.